Molecule: messenger RNA, 1689 nt
Organism: Symbiodinium natans
Lineage: Eukaryota; Dinophyceae; Suessiales; Symbiodiniaceae
Source: the annotation of a GenBank genome assembly
AUGGAGCUAGCGCCGCCAAGGUCCUUGAUCGAUGCUCAGGGCCAGCUCAGCUCCUUCGUGCAGCAGCAGGUGCCUCGCAGGAUCAGCUAUGGCACCAAUUCCCAUGCCUUCUAUCCCGCUGUCCCACAAGCCAUGAACGGACCCUUCAAGUUCUUCGUGCAGACGCCUGCCCACUUCCUUCCGGACCCCGGCUCUCCGCUGGCGACGCAAGGAGGAGUCUACCAAUCCAUGGGCGUGCAAGCAUCGCUCUCUCCCGUUGCCUUCACCUCGAUGGCACGCCUUAGCGGCCCACCCACUUUCGACUUUGCAGGCAGGGCCACCACCCGGUUUUACCCAUACAUUGUCUACGCUUUUUUACGCCACUUUACGCUUUUUUACGCCACUUUUACGCCUUUUUACGGGCGCGGAGGGCGCGGAGGGCGCGGAGAGGGCGCGGAGGGCGCGGAGGGCGCGGAGGGCGCGGAGGGUGCGGAGGCGCGCGGAGGGCGCGGAGGGCGCGGAGGGCGCGGAGGGUGCGCGGAGGGCGCGGAGGGCGCGGAAGGCGCGGAGGGCGCGGAGGGCGCGGAGGGCGCGGGCGCGGAGCGCGCAGAGGGCGCAGAGGGCGCGGAGGGCGCGGAGGGCGCGGAGGGCGCGGAGAGCGCGGAGGUCGCGGAGGGCGCGGAGGGCGCGCAGGACGCGGAGCGCGCGGAGGGCGCGGAGGGCGCGGAGGGUGUGGAGGGCGCGGGCUUGCAAACGUCUGCUGGCGUAAGCUCGUCUGCAGCUAGGCCCAGCGACUGGCAGACUUGCUGCCUCUGGCUCAGCCAGUGGUCACACACUGCCAUCGCAUGGACCCUAGCUGCCCUGGUCCUGCGGCUGCAGCAGAUGCAUCGCUGGAUCUUCGCUGCGCUUGGCCUCCCGUUCAAAGAGCUGAGUCGCAGAGAACCUGCCCUGAGCCUGCAGAGCGAGAGGAUGCCCAUUCUGGUGUCCCAUGGCAGCAUUUGUGCAGCCACGGACAGGCAGAACCUUGGAGCGGAAGAGACUAAGGGCGAGGUCAAGCGGAAACGCGUGGCCAUGAAGAAGGCCGCAGAUGGAGCUCCAAAUUGGUCCAAGAGUUCCGCCUUCCGGGAUUCCACUGGAGACAGUUACCUCCGAGAGGCCGCUGUGCCAGACAAGGAGGGUUUGCAAUCUAUUGCAGACAAGAUGCUGAAAGCCUUGGUCGAUGUGGGACUGAGGUGCCUGGUGAUGUUGGUCAGCGAGCUGUGGUCGCUGCGGGGGCUUACGCGCUUCUGCUUGCCGCAGUGCUGUGGUCCAUCUGCGUUUAUCGUGCCACUUCCCGGGGAAAUGCGGGGCCGCGCAGCUGGAGGAGCUAGCUGGGGACAGGGCAACUUCGAGGUGCAGAAGAAAAUGGUCUCCGCAUCCAAUUUCUUGACAACAGGCAACAGGGCAUGUUCCUACCCCACCACACGAGAUAGAAUUAUGUAUGACAACAUCAACCGCCAAAGAAGAGCUGCCAAAAACAAGAUCAAUGGCUCUCCCUGGGCCACGAUGGUGAUGACGGGUCGUGUGCGGCCAAAUAGUCACAGUUCGAUCCCGGAAAGGCAGGUGUACUUCCUGUGGCUGUGGAUCCGCCCAGAACGGAUUGAAGGCCUUCAAGUUCUGUCAUCCACUCUUCAUCUCUUUGGGUGCCCUCGGGUGGCAGAGAAAGCGUAA